Messenger RNA from Cavia porcellus (domestic guinea pig), 5390 nucleotides. RefSeq names its product mbt domain containing 1 (gene Mbtd1). The record is from RefSeq and is a predicted model, not a curated record. The coding region runs from base 465 to 2549 and encodes 694 amino acids. Gene Ontology annotation, biological process: negative regulation of DNA-templated transcription. NCBI's taxonomy places the organism in Eukaryota, Metazoa, Chordata, Mammalia, Rodentia, Caviidae. Gene Ontology annotation, cellular component: nucleus. The transcript is spliced from 19 exons. Gene Ontology annotation, molecular function: chromatin binding; zinc ion binding.
GGUCACGGCGCAGGCGCGCUGAGGAGGGAGGGCUAUGCUAAUGUUGUUGAUAUCCUGGGGCCACCCGAGUUAAAGGGGGGAAAUCCGGGGGCUGCAGCAGCUGCCACCGGUCCGAGCCAAACCGGGGCACCUCUCUAGUCGCCUCAGUCCCGGGGAGAGGUGCCUGCCCCCCGCCCGGGGAGGGGGCGCCGCGGGCUCGGGGAGCACGGACAACCCCUACCCAUGAGGCCCUGAUGGAAAACACAAAGGAUCUGAGUCGCAAGAGUCGUUAGAGGUCACCCACCCAAAGCCGCCGUCCCCUCCGCAGCCUCUGACAAGUGCUCUUCAGGUUCGUACUUAAGGAGCCCUAACUUUCUUCUGAAGAACUGAAAGUCCAUUCAUGUGAACUAUUUUAUUUUAUCAUACAUCCUUCCUGUGUGACAGAACAUUCUUCACGGCCCGAAAGGAGAGGAGACGUGUCCGGGAUGUUCGACGGCUAUGAUAGCUGCAGUGAGGACACGAGUAGCAGCUCUAGCUCUGAAGAGAGUGAAGAAGAAGUCGCUCCUUUACCCUCCAAUCUCCCAAUCAUCAAAAACAAUGGGCAGGUGUACACAUACCCGGAUGGGAAAUCUGGCAUGGCCACCUGCGAGAUGUGUGGGAUGGUUGGCGUGCGAGAUGCCUUUUACUCUAAAACAAAGCGUUUCUGCAGUGUUUCCUGUUCGCGAAGUUACUCGUCCAACUCCAAGAAGGCAAGCAUUCUGGCCAGACUUCAGGUAACGGGUAAGCCUCCAACAAAGAAAGCAAAAGUUCUCCAGAAACAACCUUUAGUUGCUAAACUAGCCGCUUACGCGCAGUAUCAAGCUACCUUGCAAAAUCAAGCAAAGACGAAAGCAGCAGUCUCCAUGGAUGGUUUCAGCUGGGGUAACUACAUCAAUAGCAACAGCUUUCUAGCAGCCCCAGUCACCUGUUUCAAACACGCACCUAUGGGGACCUGCUGGGGUGAUAUCUCAGAAAAUGUGAGAGUAGAAGUCCCCAAUACAGACUGCAGCCUUCCUACCAAAGUCUUCUGGAUUGCUGGGAUCCUAAAGCUAGCAGGUUACAAUGCCCUCUUACGAUAUGAAGGAUUUGAAAACGACUCUGGUCUGGACUUCUGGUGCAAUAUCUGUGGUUCUGAUAUCCAUCCAGUUGGGUGGUGUGCAGCCAGCGGAAAACCCCUUGUCCCUCCUAGAACUAUUCAACAUAAAUAUACAAACUGGAAAGCUUUUCUAGUAAAAAGACUUACUGGUGCCAAAACACUUCCUCCUGACUUCUCACAAAAGGUUUCAGAGAGUAUGCAGUAUCCUUUCAAACCUUGCAUGAGAGUAGAAGUGGUUGACAAGAGACAUCUGUGUCGAACACGCGUGGCAGUGGUGGAAAGUGUCAUUGGAGGGAGAUUGAGGCUGGUGUACGAAGAGAGCGAAGACAGGACAGACGACUUCUGGUGCCACAUGCAUAGCCCCUUAAUCCACCACAUUGGUUGGUCUCGCAGCAUAGGCCAUCGAUUCAAAAGAUCUGAUAUUACAAAGAAACAGGAUGGACAUUUUGAUACACCACCACAUUUAUUUGCUAAGGUAAAAGAAGUAGACCAGAGUGGAGAAUGGUUCAAGGAAGGAAUGAAAUUGGAGGCUAUAGACCCAUUAAAUCUUUCUACAAUAUGUGUUGCAACUAUUAGAAAGGUGCUGGCUGACGGAUACCUGAUGAUUGGAAUUGAUGGCUCUGAAGCAGCAGACGGAUCUGACUGGUUCUGUUACCACGCAACCUCCCCUUCUAUCUUCCCUGUUGGUUUCUGUGAAAUUAACAUGAUUGAACUUACUCCACCCAGAGGUUACACAAAGCUUCCUUUUAAAUGGUUUGACUACCUCAGGGAAACCGGCUCCGUGGCAGCGCCAGUGAAACUGUUUAAUAAGGAUGUUCCAAAUCACGGAUUUCGUGUAGGAAUGAAAUUAGAAGCAGUAGAUCUCAUGGAGCCACGUUUAAUAUGUGUAGCCACAGUAACGCGAAUUAUUCAUCGUCUCUUGAGGAUACAUUUUGACGGAUGGGAAGAAGAGUACGAUCAGUGGGUAGACUGUGAGUCCCCUGACCUCUAUCCUGUUGGGUGGUGUCAGUUAACUGGAUACCAGCUGCAGCCUCCGGCAUCACAGUCAUCAAGAGAAAGUCAGUCAGCUUCAUCAAAACAGAAGAAAAAGGCGAAGUCCCAGCAAUACAAAGGACAUAAGAAAAAGAGGAAGAUGCCAGUUGGGAAGAAGCCUGUCAGUUUGUCGAGCCUGCCCAUGACAGGUGCGGUGCGGAGGAGCCUCUCUGGGGCCGAAGAGUUGACUCCUCCUCCAUACCGAGCCCUGCCGGCACAGACAGCCCCGGAGGCCCUCCCGCCUCCCAGCACUAGCCGAGAGUUCAGGCCCAGCCUCAAAACAGUGACCACAUUGCAGCUGAAGGAGGAGCUGCUGGACGGUGAGGACUACACCUUUCUCCAGGGAGCGUCAGAUCAGGAAAGCAAUGGCUCCGCCAACUUCUACAUCAAGCAGGAGCCCUGAGCCGGCUCCAGAACUGAGGGUGGGCGGGCGGGCAGGGAGGCUUUUACACAGAACUGAUUUAUAACCAAUCCAGCUGUGCAGCAGGCUACUCUACUGGGACAUUUUGCUAAACAGAAAAUUUCAGUUCCAGAUUUUUCAGGUGGGUGGGAAACUAUUUUAGUCUGGGAGGGGGAAAUUUUUCAAUUUAUAAAGAUGGACAAUUUUUGUGUUGUAUUUGAAGCUUUUGAAAGAAUUUUGUAAUAUUUUCCAAGUUUGGAUUUAUGUGCAUUGUUAACAAGAACUGAAAUUCUAACUUUUUUGGUAAGAUUAAAGCUUAGGUAGCAGGAUUGAAGGAAAUGAUUUAAGAAGGAUAUAAUUGUAAAUGCAAAUGAACUGUCAUAAACAUGAACCUUUUUUGGUACCUGUUGGGAGACUCAGAUUUUAGAAGUUAGGCCAGUGACACUUCCUACAGCUUCCCCUGCCGCAGAAAUAGGCAGCAGGCCUUCAGGAGGGCCCAGCGCCAUCGAGGUUGCGACAGGGGCGUCACGCUGCUCGCUGGCGUUUUAUUAUAGCCCAUUUUAAAUGUUUGUACAGAAAUGUUUUUCAUUCUGUGAAAAUUUAUUUGGAGUUCUGUAUGAAACUGGAAGAACUCUGGAUACUUUUAUAUGUUCUCUUUGAGGUCAGAAAUGAUCAAAAUGAUCCUAACACUAAAGUGUUAAACUGGAAUGGUUGGCAAGACACAUAGGCUCUCAAUCUCCACGGCACAGGGUGGGAGGAUGCAGUAUAGUCCUGAGUUUAUCUUCCUUGCUUAAAAAAAAUACAGCCCCGGUAGGGAUCCAGUCAGUUCUUGGCCAUUUCCCCCACCCUGAGAGGCAGUAACUGCGCAUGGCCAUACCCUGAAACAGAUGUUCAGUGUCGCCAGGAGAAUCCAAGUCAGUUACUCAAAGCCAGAAAACCUCAGAUUUCAAAAUCAUUCCAGCUCCACUUCUAGCUGUCCUGGAUUUGUUAGAAAACAAAACUGAAAGAGGACUUCAUUUUUCUUAAAAUUCCAUAUACAUGGUUUUUGUCAUCAAAAUAUACAAGUAAUAAUUGAUUUGGACCACUACAAACAUUCCCUUUUUAAAAUUCACGUGGCUUCCUUUAAAAAAUAGGAUACAAGGGUAAAUGGAAGAAAGGUUUGCUCUCUGCUUUCUAGCUGUCUCCCGAGCUGUGACUGAAUGAGAGCUCUAGCGUUUACCAGUGAGGUUCAUAACUAAACUCUCAGGAAUUCACUCAUCUGUCGUAGAAGUGCUCCUGGGUCUUAGCCGGGCCUCUGCAGAGUGCUGACCGUGGCCAUCUCCUCUGGAAUAUAGGCGGGGCGGCCAGGAGUUAACCAGAGCAGUUAACCUCUGGGUCCUUGGCCUAUGGAAUGCUUUAAACAAUGGAAAGCCCCAGGAGACCAUUUUAGGUAAGAUUUUUUGUUUGAAUUUUAAAAUGCAUAGAACGUUUAAAAAAACCAGCAAUUUAUUUUCUAAAAUAUUGCUCUACUUUUGGGAAUAAUAGCAUUGGUAAUACGCACAGGUUUACCUCAUUCUAUGCAAGAGGGGUUAAUAACAUAAGGUUUUGUAGUAGCUACUGGAAGUAAAUGUGUUACUUUAUAGUGUAAGAAUUUAUGAAAUCGCAGUCACCGUUUCUCACACUGACUCUUUGAGGGCAGAAACGCGAUCACAUCAACGCACGUUGAUUCUCAUGUGUCAAAUAUAUGUGAAUUCAGCUGUUAAAUUACUGGAUAUUUAUCUUAAACAGCAUUGCCGAGAGGGACCUACUGUCCGUGUGACAUCCUCACGCUUCCCAGACCCUAACCUUCCCAGACCUUAGCUGGGGAAGGCGCGGGUGGAGGGUGCAGCCGUCCUCCUCCUCCUCCUCCUCGGCCCUGCAGGAGCCGGGGCCAAGAAGCCCGGGAUUAGCCUGUGAACCACUGCUUUGUAGCCAGUCUCACAAGCGUCCAAGCCGACCACGAGGCCAGGCUCGGCAUUCUGGGACCCCGCUACUGCUGCAGUUGGCAGGGCAGGGCCAGGCAAGGCAGCCCGGGCUCCUCUGCAGGACCACGCCGUGGGGACUCUUAGCCAUAACCCACCCCAUGGACCCCCACAGCUCAGCGGCCCUUCCUCUUCAAGGUUCAGGAUGCACUGCUGACCUUGAGUUUGUAUUUUGUUCCUUGUUUCCCUGUUAGGAUUACUUGGGGACUUAGGUAGUUUAAACUUUCACAUUUUCCUUGCUGUGUACGAGGAUUAAGCUAAAGCUGUUAUCAACUUCUUACUCUACGGAUACUAACACGGGUUUUCAGUGUUUGUUUGUUUUAUUAUUAAUUUUGCGUGAUGUGAAUACCCUUUCCCAUCAAUAUUUGUAUUAUGGUGCUAUAUAUUUGGUAAUGAUCUUUUAAUAUUGGGAAGGAAUUUUAAAAUACUGUGAUUAAACUGGGUUUCCUCUUUGAUUUUCAUAUUUUAAAUAAAGCCACAGUCAUUUAUACAAAGGGUAAGCAUCUGUCCCUGGGCAAAUCUUUUGAGGACAGAGGUCAAAGUAAACUGUAUAAGGUUUUUACAUCAUUUCUGUAUGUACUUGAUAUAUAGAUCAAUAUCUGUACAAAUUUAAUCUUUUAUUUUCUGGUAACGUGAUCAUUGAGAAAGUGUUUGAAACUUUCUCAUAAAGUGUAUAUAAUGGCGUGAAAAAUUCCUUGAGAGAAAUUUAUGUUCCUUUCAUUUUUACCAAACUGCAAAUUUUCAGCAUGGAUGUGAAAAGCAUUAAAAUUAUAACUUUGUGUACAAGAUGAAAAUAAUUCACUAAAUUUGCCCUUUUUUACACAAAAUAAAAUGAAAAGCUCUA